Molecule: messenger RNA, 3697 nt
Organism: Physcomitrium patens
Lineage: Eukaryota; Viridiplantae; Streptophyta; Bryopsida; Funariales; Funariaceae
Source: RefSeq, a predicted model, not a curated record
CGCGACAGACGACAGAGGUGUUAUGAAGUGGCGGUCGAAGCUUUUGCGCUCGGCAUCGCCAGAAUUAUCCAGGUUGGAAGUAGUGAGCUCCCGAAUGUGCGCUCAAUGGCGGUAAUUGGAGAAAGAGAUGGUCUGCAACGAGUGCUUAAAGUUCUGAACACAUCCAAGGUCGCUGAGGAUCGAACGAGAGCUCUUGAGGAUCUUUCUAAAUCUUUCGUCAAAUGCAGCUCAUCCGAGGAGCUUAACAUUAUUGAAACACUGACAACAUGUUGGCAAGGAAAUGCAGGCUCCGCACUUCGUGAUUGUAAAUGGCGAACCCAAAUUUGUCGGGUGGGGAGUUUAAGGCUGCCGGCUGUUCAGAGGGGACCUCAAAUCUUCACACAAUAUGUUCAGUUGGCUACAAAGGCCAUUACAUGGUGCAAGCAAAGUUUACCAGAAAGCAAGUCUCAGGGAGCUCGGCAAGAUGCUCUUCUCAAGCUACUGGGCGAGACCAAUGCUUUUUCUGCAGCCACGUAUUCUGCAGCAGUGGAAUGCUCAUACUUGCUGGAGAAACAAGUUAUUUUAUCAGUGGCGUCACUUAUUAGUGAAUCUUUGAGCUUGGUUAAAGAACUGUGCUUAUUAAAUACAGCGCAAGUAGCAGAAAUGUUCAAGGUUGGCGUGGAAAUGCUCCAGGCUACACUUCGAGUCGUUUCCAAAGUUAACCAAACAGUAACAAAUUCUACAUCGAACACUGUUUCCAAAGACGGAGCUUCCGAGGCACUGCAGAUUAUUAAAUCCGUGAUGCGAGACCUCGAGGAACUAGGAAUAUUGUCAGCUAGAGUGGAAUGGGGAAAGUUACAAAGUGCAGGUGGGAAGAACAUCGUGCUUGUUAAUUUUGCAUGGCGAAGCUGUGUGACUAUCCUCACCUUAUCGGAAAGUAGUCGCACUAUUGUCGCCCCGCUAGUGGACAUUCAAAAGUUGACCGCCCGUUUGAUAUCUCUUGCAACCUAUUCGUUGAAGCGGGCUGUCGAGGUGUGGCUUCCUCGUCCUUCCAAUGAAUCAGCUAAUGCUUCAGAUGUAAAGGAGGAGUUCAGGAAGCGCUGCGUGCUUGUGAAAUUUUUCGGAACACUUGCGUCAAAGAUGUCUUCUUUUUAUCCUGAAGAGGCGGUCGCCCUUAGAACUGUAGUUGUGGACUUCAUUCUGAGGUUUGCGACACUACUUCUGGGUCACACUGGCGAGACACGACCAAAGCAUGCGAUUGGGGUUCUUUCUGAGAUUGUUGCACCAUCAGUCUUUGGUUUUUUACCUUCUCUUCUUGGCGCGUCUGCGGUGAACAUGAGUAUGAAGGUAUUGUUGCUGCAGUCUGUAGGCGGUGGGUAUGAGCCUGUUCCAGCUAUUGAAAACCUCGGUUCAGGUUCAGAGGAGCCGGAGAAGGAUAUAUCUUUGCCGGAAUGGGACAACAGCGCUCAAGGAGGAUGUCUACCAAGUCGAGUGAUAGUGUUUCUGCAGCUGCUCGAGAAUUCUGAAAAGUACGUGCCAGAUUUACUGGUGGAGCUUGCAAAAAGAUUAGACUGGAUUUUGAAUUCGAUUGCAGAGGAUGAGGUUUACGCUGCUCUUGUGCAGAUACAGUUGUUUCCGGCACCUUCACCUGAUUCUACCACAAAAUCGCAUUCACAGUUGAUGUAUUUGUGGAUGUUGAAAGUGCUAGAGAAGUUCAUCGUACUUGCCUCUGGUUCCCCAACAGCAUGGAUGGAGAUCCAGGAAUUUCUAUUCAAAAACGCUCUCCACCCGAAUGCGAUUUGCGGUGAGCUUAUCAAACACCUCUGGGGCUUUAUCGCCAAACUUAGUGACGUAGGAUUGAUUCAAGGGCAUAUAUCCGGCCUUGUGUCACUCCUCCGUGCUGUAACAUCAGCUGAAGACCCGCUGCAGCUGGCAGUUAAAAGGUUGGCGCAAUUGAUUUGCUUUUUAGUUCAAACGGUUCCAAGUAUGGGAGCUUCACACCUCUUCAAUCUCAUAUUCCAUGAGGAUCCUUUUGCCACUCAGUCAUCUUCCAGGAUUGUGUCGGUGCUUUUACAAGAAGGCUUUACAAUGGAACUUCUACCAGAAGUUGCAAGAGAGGGUUACGUUGCCACUUUCUUGAGACACUGUUUAUCCGCUGUCAAACGAAUGACUGAGGGCAAAGAAAGCUCAGAUGGGAGGUUGCAGGAUGCUAUGUGGUGUUUGUUACAUCUUUUGAAUCAAUGUGGGGACAGAAUUGAACAAACACAGAUGCAAGAGAUUAAGGGAUUAACAUUUGACUCUUUCACGAAGAGUUCUCGAAUCAUCUCUAGCGGUAAUCAAUUCAGUGGUUACGUAAUCGGCCCUGUACUUCUCAUCGUUUCCUUCUUUUUGAAACAAGAGACACGCCCUAAGUCCCUCAAUAAUCUUCUGAUAAAGAUUGAGGAGGUCGUGAAGUCGGCAUCUCAGGAUGAUGCUUUAGCCUUGAAAACGUCUCUUGCGGAAUUUCUUUCCAGCCUAAGUUCAUUUGAGUUUCCAGAGGAGGUGGGCAAUCCAGCAAGCGAGGCUCUGUGGUAUCUGUAUCAUACUGUCCUGCGUGAGCAGCACUGGGCUCUUGUGCAUUCGGGUUUGUCAUCCUUUGGUUUUUUCGCCGAGCAUACGCCGUGUAAUGAACUUUGGCGUUUCGUUCCAUCGGAUCCAGGGCUUGCAUCGGAUGUGCAUGAAAGUACGGAGAGUGGCACCGACAUGUUCAUGAGCACAUUGAGGAGCUAUUUAGAGAAGGAGACUAUGUCCGCCUCUUUAACAGUUACAGACACAGAGGUCGAUCUGUUGCACCACGAAGCCAAGAGGCAACGGACAUCUUAUUUUCAGACACUACAGCAAAAGGAACGAGAAUUACCAGAAGAAAAGACCAUAGUGGUAGAUCUCGACUCUAUGGAUGUCGACAUUGGGCCGCGUAAGACAUUCGGGCUGAAGGAGAAAUCAAAGCCCGAUGAGUUGAAGACGGCAAUGCUGAUGUUGCAAGAAGGCUUUUCUCUUCUCAGCCACAUAUCCCCCGCAUGGUUAAGCGGAUCUGAUGCAAAACUUGACGAAUGGCGUUCAAUUAUCUCCCAGCUAUCAGCUGUGAAUAAGGGACUUGCUUCAUUGUGACGAGUUGAUUGCAGCCUCGUGAGCAAGUCUUCCUCAGGUUUCGGGAAGGAGUUUUACUAGCUUUUGCAUAGCGUUCAUUGUGGUAUGAAGAGGAGUCUGGAGAGCAUGUCGUAUUACAGACAUGAUAUUAGUAGAGCUCGGUUAAAGCAACCUGCGGUGGAAUUAACACUUGAUGCUUUUACGGCCGGCUAAUCUUAGGUCGUGUUCGUUGAGUAGGAGCUGAUUUACACAGAUGCGUUCAAAGCUGAGCGACCCUCGGAUGAGUAAAGAUGUCGUCUGAGAGGAAGGCAAGCAGUUGUUUCAAUCACGGUACUGGAUUCAUGCAUUUUAUCCCUAGAGAUUUUGGUAGGCACGAUUCGACUGGACUGCUUUAAGGAGCUCCUGUUCUUUAGUCCUUGCCAACUGUACUACUAGGUUGUCUGAAGUGGUUAAUUUGGCCAGGGAUUAGUCAGGGCCAUCACUGACAUUAUCCCUCCCUGCUGUCGUGUUUCCCUUCUGGUAAAUGUAUAUUAGUUUACCUCCUGGAAUGGAUUGGGGUAGUAUGGCUGUCUAUAUACCCCCAUUUGGAAAA